Danio rerio (zebrafish) is the source of this 2588-nucleotide messenger RNA. NCBI's taxonomy places the organism in Eukaryota, Metazoa, Chordata, Actinopteri, Cypriniformes, Danionidae. The record is from RefSeq and is a predicted model, not a curated record.
UUUGUUCAGUUCAGGUGAGCAUCCCGAUCUGAAUCCUCUCAUCCAAGCUUGUGCUUUAUAUGAAUCACUUGAUCUGCCUCAUCAGGGCGGUCAAAAUAAUACCUUGGAAUAUUCUAAACUGAUAAAGGACUCCAAAUCUCUGAAGAGUAUCUGUAAUCAGGUUGAGCUGGACUCAGACAGUUGUGAUGGUCCUGAUCCUGCCCUCACCGUCGUUCCCAGGUCAUCAAAAUCCCUGUCGGGGGUCAGCUGUCACAUAGAUUUCAUUCGAAGGCUGCCAGUCAACAUCGCAAAGAUGACUUUGGGGCAAUUGGAUAAGGUCUCGCUGUCCAGCUGCAGGCGUGUGUCAAAACACUGGCAGUCCCUAACUGAGGAGAUCUUAACCGAGAUGGAAGUAAAGAAGAGGGUUAAGAAACAGGCCAUGAUUUUCCAGGGUAACUCAACAUCUAAGGUCAACCCUGUAUAUGCUAAGAUCUGUGAGGUUUUAGUCCCCAUCAGUGAAGGGGACAAGCACUUUCAGCAUGGAGGUACUUCACCUAGACAUACACAGUCUCAAGGGCAGGUUUUGGAUUCUCUCUAUAAAGGCUUUAAAACUGAAAAAAUCCAGUUAGAAGAACGCAAUGUAUACUGUGGAGUGUAUAACACCUCUGUCCUGUUAGAAAGAGAAGAUGGCAGUAGAGUGAUGCAUUAUGCUGGAGGGCAGUUGGUGGCUGUUGGCUCCAGGGAUCGAACCAUCAGGUUGCUGCAUAUCGGAUCACUGAAAGAGCUUCCUCUAGUAAUUCAAGGACAUUCAGGUAGUGUAAGAGCAGUCCUUGUUUGUGAAGAGAAAGACCUGGUUAUCAGCGCCAGCUAUGAUCUCAGUAUCAGGUGCUGGAACCUGAAAACAGGCAUGUGUAUGAUGAUUUUUCAUGGACAUUUUGGGACUAUAAACUGCCUUGAUUUGGUUGGAGAUAGGCUGGUCUCUGGAGCCAAAGACUGUAGAGUUAAAGUGUGGAAUCUACAGACUGGAAAGUGUGUUGAGAAUCUGAAGUUUAAACACCCUAAACCAAUCAUGUGCGUGAAGAUGAGUGAAACGCUGGUGAUCAGCAGUUGUUCUGGAGGUCAGAUCAGGAUAUGGAGCAUCCAGACAGCAUUGCUUAUAAGGCAAAUCAGUGGCCACCAGGGGGCAGUGUUGUGUUUGUGCUUCGAUCAGUGGCAUAUCCUGUCUGGAGGUUCAGAUGGUGUCGUCAAGGCCUGGAGCAUUAAUAGUAGCUUUAAGAAGUGCCUGCGGACCUUCCAGCAUCCAAAAGAGGUGUUGGCAAUGUCUUUUCUGUUCCUGCGAAUCAUUACCGGUUGCAUGGAUGGAAAGAUCCGGAUCUUCAACUUUCUUAAUGGAGAUUGCCUGAGAGUUAUCAAGACAAACAUGAAGCAAUGCCCCGUGCUUUCUCUGCACACGCACCACAACACUGUGGUUGUAAACACCAGAGGCAGUGUUCUGAUGCUUCAGUUUGCUGAGGUUCAGUGGGACUACUCUGCCAGAGCUGUGAGGGAUUUAACUGAGCAGUUCCACGUCUCCCCUAAGAAUGUGCCAAGGAGCACUGAGCGGGCGACUCAAGGGGGCUCAUCCGGCCUAAAAAGUCAUCCACAUCAUUCUAAAAACCUCUCAACUACAAAUAUGCAGCAUGCACAAGUUGCUCAGCGGGAGUCCACAAGGGCGGCGAUGUGGAGUAAGCUCCAGGCUUAUAGUCACAGCAGGACCUCCAUCAACCUCCAGUCUGAGUUCAUCACCAGACCCCGAUCUGUUCUCUCAGCAGGCAAGCCUGUCAGUGGAUACAAGGGCUUUCAAAACAGAGUCAGCCACACACCAAGCACUGCUACCAGCAGCUCGGAUAAGAAGACUAAAAAUGACAUCAAACACUCAGUACUCAGCCGGAGUGAGAAGGCAGUCCGAGAGAGGGUAAGAAAGCGAGGUCCUCACCACCCUGUGACCCCUGAACGAAUUCUGCUCAGGGCUGGAAGCUCCCAGCAGGGCCACAACAGUGACCCAGCUCGGUCUAACAUGGAGCUGAAUGCCAGAGUACGAGAUGCCUGGGGUCCAGACACAUGCAGACAGCCAUCCUUUCAAACCAGCACCAAAAAACCAUCAGAAACCAAUACACCAUUCACAAUGCACAGUGUUGACCUCAACCCUCAGAGCUCCUUACAGGCACACUCUACUUCCAAACAAUCGCAGAGAUCACUGAAAGUAAAUAAGAUCGACCCCCUUAAUGUAACUUGUCUUGAAGAUGACAAAACGCCACAGGGAUUGCUUGUGAGGCAAACUUCCAUGCCCAAACAUUGCCAUGAAGAUUUGGAAAUGACCACCAAGUCCAGUUUACGUCACAUCCAAUUAGACCCCUACAAGAGGUCUGAAGUCUUUCAGUUGAGGACAGAUACACAAAUGGAGGCUUUCCUUCAAGAGUGUACCAGACAGCAGCAGGUUUGCAAAAAUGGCAGUGAGGACAAAAGGUGAAGAUGUUUGGAAUUACAGCCAUUGUCAUCCUUAAAGCAGUGUUUCCCACCCCUAUUUCUGGAGGCACACCAACAGUACAUAUUUUGGAUGUCUCCCUUAU